Botrytis deweyae is the source of this 1503-nucleotide messenger RNA. RefSeq lists its product as uncharacterized. The record is from RefSeq and is a predicted model, not a curated record. NCBI's taxonomy places the organism in Eukaryota, Fungi, Ascomycota, Leotiomycetes, Helotiales, Sclerotiniaceae. Bases 1 to 1503 code for a protein of 500 amino acids. The transcript has 2 exons.
AUGGCGCUGUAUGAAAAAUACGAAACCACAUGGCCCGCCAUGUGGGAAAUCAUGAAAGCCGAUGACUUCCAAAUAACAUUGACUACCAUCGAAAUAAGUAGGGCUAAAUGGACUGCCACCGUCAAGCACAAAGCCAUUUAUGCCGACUACCACUUGCAAGUCAAAUUGUACUAUGUGGAAAAAUUGAUGUGGCGCGAGCUCUUCAAAAGCCAUCCUUUCCCUGGAGUCAAGCCCAAGCCAGUUACAGGUGCACAACCAGCAACAGGCGAGAGCUCGAAGUCCAAUGACAAAGGGAAAGACACGAAGAACGCCAACGCCCCUCCUAAUCUUACCAAAGAACAGGAGAAUUCCGCCAAAGCUAAAGCGAUUGCUGAUGCUGCUGCCGCCAAGAGAACUGCUGAAGCUGAAGCCUCCAAAGCCAAAGCAAACGCCGAUGCCGCCGCCAAGAAAGCUGUCGAGAAAGCCAAAGCAACUGCCAACGCUGCCGCCGCCAAGAAAGCCGCCGCCAAGAAAGCUGCCGACAAAGCAACUGCUGAAGCUGAAGCUUCCAAAGCCAAAGCAAUUGCUGAUGCCGCCGCCAAGAAAGCUGCUGACAAAGCCAAAGAGACUGCUGAUGCUGCUGCCGCCAAGAAAGCUGCCGACAACGCCAAAGCAACCGCCGAUGCUGAAGCCGCUAAAGCGAAAGCAAAAGCUGCUGCGGCUUCCUCAGCCAAACCCACUCCACCUUCCGCUCCCUCCAGAUUACCAAGACCGCCAAUGCUCACCAAACAAGACAACAGCAGUAUACCUCUAUACGCAGUUGGUCCUGUUCAUCCCCAUUCAGCCAAAUCAUGGCUUAUUGGUGCUCGAGGUAGAUCUGUGAUGGCGGUGGAAAAGAAGUUUCCCAAUGUCCGGAUUCAAUGUGGAACAUUUAACCUCCAUUUAAUGUUCUACGCCGAACCAUGGACAUUGAAACUCAAAGACGACCAGAAGGUUCGUGACGCGUGUGCGGAGUGUCAAAAAUUUCUGGGAGCGUACUCCCGGGAGGCCGCUAAGGUACAGCCAAGAUCCAAGCCACUGUUUGCCGACGGGUAUUUUCCUACUUGGGCAGCUACAGUUGGCUAUUCACCUGCUGCAGCCCCCGCUACAAAUGCUCCACUUCGUCCAAAUGCUACUUCAGGUACGACUUCAUCUACUCCUCCAGCUCCACAGGAUCUCAAAAAAAUCGACGAUGCUCUAGAGAGUGACCAUAUUGGUUCUUGGUCAGAGGAAGUCGAAGCCGAAGAGCUUGACGAUGAAGUUAAAGAUGAUAAAGUAGAAGAAGAAUGGGUGAUUGAUGUACGCAUUGCUAGGCAGAAGAAGUUGAUCGCUCAUCAUAAAUCAAAGCCAAGAUUUCAUGGUAAGAGUGAUGAAGACAUCUGGGAAAUCUUGCAGGAAGAUUAUGCGUGGGAUGAAGAAUUCCAAGACUUCGCCGGGUUCUCGGGGGUUGAUGGCGGAGAUGAAGGCAGAGGUUCGUGGGAUUGA